Pyricularia pennisetigena is the source of this 405-nucleotide messenger RNA. RefSeq lists its product as uncharacterized. The transcript has 3 exons. The coding region runs from base 1 to 405 and encodes 134 amino acids. Lineage: Eukaryota; Fungi; Ascomycota; Sordariomycetes; Magnaporthales; Pyriculariaceae. The record is from RefSeq and is a predicted model, not a curated record.
AUGGGCCUCGAAGACGAGGUCGAGGUUGAUCGCGAAGCGGUCGUGGGCCGCCAGCGCCGCGUGGUGGUGGUGAUAGUUGCCCGCCUCGUCGACGUCGUGCUGCUUGUGGGCUGGCAGGGUUGGUUCAGAGGGCAGUCUGCCUGGCAGGGCGCGACGAGCGUGGCGGUCGGCACCGAUGGCGGGCAGCCGCAGGGAUUCUGCACGGUAGUGAUCAGCGAGCAGUCGGCGUUGCAGCGGCGCGUGGUGCAUGUGCUGGCCAGCUCGGUGCGCGUCACUGUUGGGCAGACGCUCUGGGCCAGCGCCGAGACGGCUGCCAGGAGGAGUAAUAUCAUCAAGGCACGACAACAGGCCUUUUCCUCCGGAACACUCGGUGUCUUUGACCCCGAUGGGGAAAAUGCAAUAUAG